UCUCUUCUACCUCAUACAAUAAAUACUGUUAUGCUUCCCCCCCGGACCCCUACUUUCCAUUUCUGAGCCUUUCCUUCUUCUUCUUGUUGUUGGCAUUGUAGAACAACUUUCUAUCAACCAUGGCAUCACCUGACAAUGCAAGGGCAGUUUGUGUAAUGGAUGCCUCCGGCCACCUUGGCUCCGCCCUUGUGCACUUGCUCUUGCAUAGAGGCUACACUGUCCAUGCUGCAGUCCAACACCAUGGUGAAUUCCAAUCAUUUGGGGGACUGCCAUGCAGUAAUGAAAAAUUAAAGGUUUUCCAUGCAGACCUCUUUGACUACCACAGCAUAACAAAUGCACUGGAGGGGUGUUGCGGCUUGUUUUACUGCUUUGAGCCUCCCUCUGACCACUCCACCUAUGAUGAAUUUAUGGCAGAAGUUGAGGUGAGAGCUGCACACAACGUGCUGGAAGCAUGUGCUCGAACAGAUACAGUGGAAAAGGUCGUUUUCACUUCCUCUGUAACAGCUGUGAUAUGGAAUGAAGUUCGCAACACGUCUUCCACUGAUCUCGACGAAAGGAAUUGGAGUGACAUCAAUUUUUGCAAGAAGUUUAAGUUAUGGCAUGCAUUAUCAAAGACACUAGCGGAGAAGUCAGCCUGGGCACUGGCAAUGGACCGAGGCAUAAACAUGGUGACCAUAAAUGCAGGACUGUUGAUGACUCCUGAUCUAACCAUCACAAAUCCCUAUCUAAAGGGAGCAGCUGAGAUGUAUGCGGAUGGUGUAUUUGUUACCGUGGAUCUCAGGUUCAUUGCGGAUGCUCACAUUUCUGUGUUCGAAGACAUCUCAGCCUAUGGGCGAUAUCUGUGCUUCAACCAUGCAAUCAAUUGCAGCCAUGAUGCUGACAAGCUUGCUCACAUGCUAUUACCAUCCUCUCAUUCUUCACCUCCUCAAAGUUCGAACGAUAAAAUAAUCUACCAACAGAGAAUAAGCAAUAAGAAGCUGAACAACAUGAUGAUGGAGUAUGAGAAUGAACAACUUGUGACUAAUUGAUGGCAGGCUACUGUCUAUUAUUUUCCAGAAGUUUUUUGUAUGUUUUAGGAUCAUCUAAUCAUAUCCUCCAACUCAUAUUCUUUUAAGAAAGAUAGCUACCAUUUUUUUUUCAAAGAAGUUCGCUUAUAGAAUAUGUUUAGUAGACUUCAGGAAUCUGAAUUAUAUCUCCAACUGGAAGUUCCAGAAAGAGAAUUUAUUAUAUGCUAUCAUUAUUCAUUCAGCAUAUCGGCCUGCAAAGAUAAAAUUGACCUUGUAUCUCAAAGCUGUAUUCAAAGUACGUCUGUCCUGUAUUGAAAUUUGUUGUUAUAUAGCCAAAUUCUAUUUAUGAA
Molecule: messenger RNA, 1357 nt
Organism: Theobroma cacao (cacao)
Lineage: Eukaryota; Viridiplantae; Streptophyta; Magnoliopsida; Malvales; Malvaceae
Product: cinnamoyl-CoA reductase-like SNL6
Biological process (GO): steroid biosynthetic process
Molecular function (GO): oxidoreductase activity, acting on the CH-OH group of donors, NAD or NADP as acceptor
Source: RefSeq, a predicted model, not a curated record